CCAGGCAGAGAGGGAGCUGGCGGUCUGGUGGCCUUGCAUAACACGCGUUGGAGCAGCCUUGAACGCAGGACUUGGUGUGAGCUUCAGCAGUGGGGAACUUCCUCCACCGUCAGCCCGUUGCAGGGGCAGCGUAGCCUCCAAACACGAGAGUCCAGAGAGGGAGGCAGAGCUGGAGCAGCUACAGCACAGGCUCCAGGAGAGCAGAGUGGCACAAAGGAGAGAUUCAGGAAGAGGACUCCUAGGAAACACGUCUCCAACACACACACACACACACACACACACACACACACACACACACACUGAGAGGCAGGAAGAAUCCUUGGACAUGCUCUGCAAGCAGUGGCUGUGGAGAGACUGAUUCUUGCUGACAUCGUGGAGGAGUUGGAUCUGUCAGAGAUGAUUCCUCAUGAAGUCUAUGGAGCUCAUUUUGUGAGCUGGAGUGAUUCCAUCUUCUCUGGUCUGAGACCUGGUGCUGUGUUCGAGUGAAUACAAAGAGAGCCAGAGCCACAGAGAGGCUGCACAUAACCGUUGAGCGGAGCAGAGAGAAAGAGUUAGAUUUACUACCUGGGAAUAUUAAAACCACGCUGGCACGAUGAAAUCUAAUCAGGAGCGCAAUGGAUGCCUGCCGCCAAAGAAGCGUGAGAUCCUGGCUCUGGAGCAGAGGCCGGUUGUGGUGGCCGCAGCGGCACCUCCAGCUGCGGUGGUGGCCGACAGCCCCCACACCGAGAACCUAGCAUGGCUGGCUAGUGUGGCCAGUGAACGCUGCAGAUCCAGGGACGCAGAGAGCCCGAGAUGUACAAUUUCCUCCACUUCCUCUUCUCCUGCCACUUCUAUCGCUUCCUCGGCCACUCCUAUGUCUGCAGUGCCCCUCGCCUCUCUGCCUGCGGUUUACCCUACCGCCCUGACACAGCAGCACGCCGGGACUAUCCAGUUCGCUCAGUUGGGACCCAACGUUCAGUUCAUCAGCUCCGGACCCUACGCCGGCUACAUCUCCUCUCACAUCAUCUCAGCCAAUGCUAGCUCUGCAUCUAACAGCUCUGCCAUAGGUCAGCGGCCCCAGCUCGAUGGUUACACCACUGCUCUCAUCUCCCCCAACAACAAAGGGGAGCAGCAGUUUCAAAUAGGCCUUUCUCCCUCAGAAAUGGUUCCUGUGUCACUUCCAAGCUCUCCCCAUGUCACCAGCCAGUACAUUCAUCUGGACAGCAGAACUCCUCUGUCUGUCAGCGGAAACGCUUCACAGACCGCCCACCUCCAGCUCCACCCUCACACAGCUGUCCUUCCUCAAACGCUCACCCUAGCUCCCUCUCAGCUCCUGGUUCAGUAUGCAGAUGGUUCAAUUGGAAAGAAACCAGAAGGGCAUGGUAAGGGUGUAAUGAACGGGGAAUUAGAGGUUAUCAAACAGACUAAAACUCACAGUCAUCCUGUGAACCAUCAGCAGGUCCACAGCUAUGAGGCGAGACACAUCCUCCUGCCUGCUGACUACGGUCAAAACCACGCAGGACUCCAGACCUCCCUGGUGCUGGUGGCCCAGCCAAACCACGGAGCGGAACGAGACUCUGGCACAAAUAAGAUCUCUUUCGUCCAGACUGAGAAAGGAGGCAUCAUCCUGGGGAAACCAGUGUCCAGAUCUUCCUCCUUCACCUCCCUCUCCUCCUCAGAUUUGGUUAAGUCUGUUGCUCCUCAUACAGUAAUCCAGACCACUCUUCCCCAUGAGGAGAUGCCAGCCAAUCUCUACUCCUCCACACAGCCUCCUAUCAUUGGCUACAUCACCAGUGCGAAUCAGCAUGCUGUCAGCUACCACGCGGCGCUGCCUCAGCACCUGGUCAUCCCGAGCGGUCAGUCCCUCCUCAUCCCAGUCAGUGGCACCAAUAAUGGCACAGAAAUCGAGGUGAGUCGUGCUAUCAGUGCCUUGCCUGCUACAACCACCCCGCAGGUCUCCACUGCCAUGCCCCAUGCCUAUCUGGCCACAGCUCUGUCCAAGUGUGAGGCUCUAGGGCCAGAUGGAACUCAGCGACCCCCUGCCGUCGCUCCGGCAUCGGCAAUGCCAGUCCUGCCCUGCAACCCGGCUCCGGCAGUGGUAUCAGCGCCCUCCCCGACCCCAGCUCCUGUCCCUAGUCCCACCCCGGUUUCCAUCCAAGCCUCCCACUCCGUCUCCCCUCCUUCCUCCCCUGUGGCGCUUCCUCCAUUCUUCAUGCGAGGCUCCAUCAUCCAGCUGGCCGAUGGGGAGCUGAAGCGCGUGGAGGAUCUCAAAACGGAGGACUUCAUCCAGAGUGCGGAGAUCAGCAGCGAGCUGAAGAUCGACUCGAGCACUGUGGAGCGUAUCGACAAUGGGCAGAGUCCGAAUGCUGUGGUCAUACAGUUUUCUGUGGGAGAGCUCAAAGCCCAGGUGUGUGUGGAGGUGCUGGUGGAGUACCCCUUCUUUGUAUUUGGCCAGGGCUGGUCCUCCUGCUGCCCAGACCGGACCACCCAGCUGUUUGAGCUGUCAUGCGCUAAGCUGUGUGUGGGCGACGUCUGUGUGUCGCUGACCCUCCGCGGCCUGAGGACCACUUCACUAACGGAUGGCCAUGCUUUGGGCACCAAGCUGAAGAGCGGGCACGUCUCAGAGUCCUGUCACAACGUGGAGGCCACUGUGAGAAACAGUACGAGUCCCAACACUGCGGGCAGGAACAGUGGCCUCCUCAUGAAGGCUUCCAGUGCAGACAGGCUGGAGAGGGAGCAGGUUACUGGACCAGGACCAGGAGAACAGCGAUCACCAGGACUGGGACUAGUUCCAGGACCAGGGGAGGGGAUCUACAGAGCGGGACCAAUGCUGGCAGUCUCUGGGACUGGUGAAGCGAGACAGGAAUCAAUGAAAACAGACUCGCCUGGUCUAACCAAAAUACAAAGUGGUGACCCAGAGAGACCCACGUCCCGCAAGAGACGCUGGUCAGCUCCAGAGCGAGACCAGACUGAGAGAGCCGAGGAGGAGCCUCCUCUGACUCUGCCCAAACCCUCCUUCAUCCCUCAGGAGGUUAAAAUCAGCAUAGAGGGACGCUCCAGCACUGGCAUCGAGAGGCGCUUAAGCAAAAGAAUAGACUGCUGAGAGAACUUUUGAUGCUUUGUUUUGAUCCCCUGUCUAUCCAGAGGACUGUAAUAUAGGCCGAGUUUACACACUAUUUACAUGUUUUCUUUUUCUUUACACAAAUCUGAUAUCUACUUUGAAGCGCAGUAGAGCGACUUCAUAAGUGGUAUCACUCCCGAGAUCAGUGCAAUCAAUGCUGAAAGCAAAAAUGAAUGCAGUGUGAAUGUUGAGUACGAAUGGACUGAGAGACACAUUUCACAAGCUCCUCUGUCACGUGGCUUAAACCUGUCGGACGCAGACCGGCCCACCAUUCCUCUUAUCACACGAACAAGCACAGACCCCGAUGUCAGCGUGUACAAAGUGGGUGACCAUAGUCUCAUCCUGCUUCACCGUUCACUUGCUUUGUCGUGAGGUUUAUGAGUGGUUUAGUCAAAGAGUGCAAUCAUUUUGGCUUUGAUCUCUGCUGCCUUGUUUUCAGAUGAGGUUUUUGACUUUUAUUUUAUUACAAUUUCUUACAUUUUCGUAGCAUUUGCAGAUGUGUGCGCUGGCAUAUCUGGGUUUGUGCCACUAGUUUUUAUUUGUGUCUGCCUUUGUGUGUGUGUGUUGGUGUGUUUUCUGUGCGACUGUCAUACAGAGAACACAAUAAGGUGUGUUUGUGAGGCUGUAGCCGUGAGCUCAGUCUUCAAUAAAACCUGCAUAUAUUAAGACUGAAAAGGCCUGAAUGUAAAUCCUUUAAUAAUCUAUCCUUAAUCCCCAAUCAAUUUACAAUAUGAUACCAGUGCGCAGGUGAGAGCACUCACACACUCUGAUGGAGUUCCUCAGUCAAAUUUACCUUCAUAGUAUUAAAGUAUUUAAUCCCUUUCAGUGACAGCAUGUGUCCACCUCUAACCUUUUCUGCAAUUUAAUCUGGGACAAUUAGAAAACCAAGGUCUAUCUAAGACAUACAAGUGAGUUUUUAUCCAAUUUAUGUUUGGACUCAUAUUGCAUAAUAAACAAUUUAGCCACUUUUGGCAGCGCAGCAAAGUAAACACUGACAUAAUUACCUUCCAGAAUUGAUAUUUAUGCGGUCCGUAAAACCAAAACUAAAAGCUGAAAGAGACUAAAUAGCUGUGUAGAACUGAGUGAAACUGCUCUGUCUUUAAAUAAUGAUCUCCCUUUCGCAUAAAGAAACUUUGAAUGCUAACACACCAUAUAAAAACAUAAACACAUGGCAUGAUACCAACGUUUUGAUGAAAAAAUGUCCAAUUAAAUGUAUUUAUCCUUUAGCUUUCUUUAACUAUGGCCUCAGAAAUAUGUUCUUAGUUCACAGCAGCUCAUGUUCUUUGGGUUUUACCAUUGAAACCUAAUUUCCUCAAUGAUGGUAUGUUGUGUCAGAGUUUGGCUGUUUGAUUAAAACAGCUUUCAUCCUUUUAGAUCAGUGUUCGUGUUUCUCUCAGAGUAGAGCCAAAAUAAAUAUCCCACAGUUCAUACUCAGGAACAGUGUGUAUGUAUGUGUGUCUGUCUGUGUGUGUCUGUCUGUGUGUGCAUGUCCACAAUCGCAUUGUAUGUGUGUGUGUUCUGAGCAGCAGCACUUUGAGCAUCCAGCGGGAGAGUGGUGGUGUCCUUGUCCCUCAACUGUUUAGAUUGAAUGGAGAUAUUCAACUGACUGUUCCUCACCUGUCCGGCAGAUUUAUCAUUUAGAAGAUACAUUAUAUACCAGGGCAGGGAAUGUAAACACACACCGGGCAAACUAUCUGAACUUUAUUUUUGAUGACUGAUAGAGCUACUAUACAGAGAGCGACAGACAGAGUUGAUCAUGUACAGUGAAGUGUAUCCUUCAGAUUGUACAGUGUGUGUGUGUAUAGAUAUUUUAACCCUUAUGUAGCCUAUGUACUGUAUGUGCCACAACGCCUCCUUCUACAAUCAUUCCAUUCACUCAACAAUAUCAAAGUGGCCCUGCUAUGGUUUCCGUCAGUUCAGGUAUGGCUCUAAUAUUCAUGAUUGUGCCACAGAGAACAUCCACUCACAUUUGGCCUCCUCAGAAUUGAAUUUGACUCACACACAAGAUGCAGUGUGUGUGAAUAUGAACUGCAAUUUAUCACAAUAGCCAUUUACUUUGUAUAACUCCUGAGAGUUGUGUAUUGUAAACCCAGUAACCAGACUGUUCUCUUCUGUUUGUGUUUGACUGCUCAGGCUAAGCACUGCCCAGUGACUGUUCUACAAAAUGAUGUGGUCUUAUAUUGUUCACUGUUACAAAAUAGAGGUACUGUUUCAUGCGUUUGUGUUCUUUGCCAUUUCCUCUCUUGUUGUCUGUGCUUGUUUUAUUUUUCUUUAAGUAAUUGUAUUAUUUUUCAAAUGCAGACCUGACACAUCUGUGGUAUGUAGGAUUCAUAAUUAAAGAAGUAAAUUCAUUUUUAGGGAAAUACACUUAACAAAUUCUUGCUAAGAGUUAGGUGAAAAGAUUGAUACCACUCUACCUGUUGGCAAAAAAAGAGGAAGUAGGUCUGCCCCUGAAGUGUCAAUCAAACACGGUCUGUAUCUAACUCACUGUGCAGACACCUGUGAGGGUGGACCACAAGUGUGGGUGUUUAACCUUUGUGUUGUCCUCCUGGUUUGACUAUUUAUAAAGAAAAAUAGUAUAAAUCCCAUUUAGGGAAAGGUCAAAUUUGACCGUAGGACAACAGGGAGGUUACAUUAAAAGCCUUUACUAAUAUGCUUAAGCUGGACCCCUCCAAAUUUGAGCUUUUCAGAGCCUUUCUAAAUGAUGUUGAGAGUAAAUUCACCUCCUCGUGGUGAUCUAUGGAAUUGCACUUUGUUAUAUUGGGUGGGGGGUGUUUUAGUCUAACUAAUACACAGAUGUAAUGUAUAGCAUGUCUGAGAGAAGCUGUACUCUAACAGUUCAGCCUCUCAGUGAUUUGUAAAUAGCCAAAGUCUUCCAUUAUAAUGUUGGUAUGACCUUGUUACCGGUGGAGAGGAUAAACACUGAUCUCUAUGUACAGACCUUUGAAGUGAAAUUUAAUUUCAGAAACACAUCAGCAUUUAUUUCAAAGGAUAUUGCUUCACCAGAUAUUUUCUUUCGCACCAGCUCAAAAACCAGGAUAUUAUGGGAGUAAAGACUUUUAAAAAAAUAUUUUGUAAUCCGGGUCUGUUUGUUGGAUAAAUCUCAGCUAAAAUACAGUAUGUCUUACGUACAGUAUGUAGUAAUUAUCAAUAAUGUUCCCUUAUUUGAUGGUGUUGAGGUUUGCUAGUCAGAAAAUGUUAAAUCUUUACUUCAGAUGUUUGAUUUUACAUUUGAUCAAAUAUAUUCAAAGAAAUAAAAAGAGUCUAAAGCAAAAA
Molecule: messenger RNA, 6376 nt
Organism: Eleginops maclovinus (Patagonian blennie)
Lineage: Eukaryota; Metazoa; Chordata; Actinopteri; Perciformes; Eleginopidae
Product: ataxin-1-like
Exons: 3
Coding region: 593-3082 (829 amino acids)
Biological process (GO): negative regulation of transcription by RNA polymerase II; nervous system development
Cellular component (GO): nucleus
Molecular function (GO): protein binding; RNA binding
Source: RefSeq, a predicted model, not a curated record